AAAGAUUUUAAACAGAAUAGAUUAAAGUUAUUUUAAAAUUUUUAGACAGCAAAUAAAUAUGUUUAAAGUUGUGUUAAUUUUAGCAAUAAGUAUUGCAAGUAUACAAUACGCCAAAGCAGUUUGUCAUGCAUGUAACGAUGCCAAUGGUGUGGCCUGCAUAAGUGAAAAAGAAUUCAAUCUAUGUUUCGGAGGUGUUGCCGAUACCUCAAAGAAAUAUUCCUGUUUGGGAGAGAAUGAUGUUUGCACAAAAUACGCUCGUGCUUGUAUGGAUAUCACAGAAGCGGUUGUCACCCCUGCUUGUGGCGAUACCUCCAAUUGUGGCAAGUGUGGUAAGGAACCACAAGAUGAGGGCAUGUUUACCUGCACUAGUCGCACAACAUUUACCAUGUGUUUUGGUGGCGAAUUAAGCGACAUACGCGGCACUUGCCCAGAAAAUCAAAUCUGUGAUGUUAGUUUAGGCAAACAGAAAGAGUAUCCCUGUGUGCCAGCCUGCAAGGAACCAGAAAUCGAAUUUUGUGAUCUAUAUGAUGCCAUCGAUGUGCCAGUAACAACAACACAGGAACCAACAACACAGGAGCCAACAACAACUACUGAAUUACCCACAACAACCGAAAAAGUGACCACAACUACCGAACAAAUUACCGCGGAACCAAUCACAACAACUGAAAAAAUUACAACUACCACUAAACCAGAAGAGCCGACUACAACUACCGAAAAAGUUUCCACUACCACUGAAGAAAUAACUACCACCACAAUAUUUGCUCCUACACCGCCACCAGUCACCACAACAACAGAGCCAGCAACUACUACUACAGAAUUGCCGACGACAACAGAAAAUCCAGCUGAACUUGUGUGCUCCCAACAGUCGGCUGCAGGACGUUAUCCUCAUCCGAAUGAUAAAACAUGUAAAAACUAUCUAUAUUGUUACAAGAAAGGCGGCGUUAUGCAGACCACCAUCAUGAAAUGCCCAAAUCAAUUCUAUUUCAAUCCCUCGACCAGCUUGUGUGGUGAAGUCAAACCAGAGGGCUAUAAUAAACCCAAUACAAAUAUUAUGUAUCACUGCAAGGAUGGUUUUGAUUGCACGGAUUUAAGCGCCAUUUGUGUUCAAACUUCAUCACAACGUCCGCCCAGUUGUGGCGAUACAUCACUGUGUGGCAUGUGUGCUGCCCAUCGUAAUUAUUUGUUUGCCUGCCUCAGUCGCACCACAUUUCAAAUGUGUUAUGGUGCCAUACGACCUACUGGACAAAUUGGUUACUGUCCGUCCGGUUAUGUUUGUUAUGGUGGCAGUGAUGCUGUUUGUGUUUUGGAGGAGACCAUCGAUGGUGUAACCUGUGAUAUUGUGGACGAUGGCGUAACUACCUCAUCACCACCAACCAAUACACCGCCCACAAAGCCUGGUAAUUCGACCACAGAAAAUCCGGGAAAUGAAAUGUUAACACCAACAGAGAUGUGUGAACAAAAACAUUCGAUGGGUUUGUAUCCGACCACACCAAAUGAUCCGUAUUGUAGAAGGUAUUUAAAACUGUCAAUAAUAGUGUUGCACAUACUCAAUCAAUCAGUUGUGGUACAUUCUGAGUGUAAUGUCUGCAAUGCCCUUACAAAUACCUCCUGUAUUUCGACAACUGAAUAUAGACAAUGUGAAAAUAAUGAACCAUUCGGUAAAAUAUUCGAGUGUAAUGAGGAUUAUUAUUGUUCCAUAUUGGGAAGCUGUACGAAAGAAGAGGGCUUGAGUGAUUGUAAAGUUUGUGGAAUAUGUGACGGAAGUAAAACAUUUGCCUGUACGGGUACAAAAACAUUUGCGUUGUGUUUGGGUAAUGACAAGCCAUCUGAAAUGACCGGCGAAUGUAAAGAUGAAUAUACGUGCAAUAUUAACGAUGAAAAAAUUUGUGGCAUUGAAACUCCUACCUGCUCUUAUCGUGAUGAUCCUAUAAUUACAACUACCACUACAACCACCACUACUACUACUACGGAAUCUCCGGCACAAGAUCCUAAUGGCUUUUGUCAACUUAUUCAAAACCCAGGUCGUUAUCCCGUUGGCACGAAUCCCCAAACUACUUGUCGCCAAUAUAUCAGCUGUGUUAAGGUCGGCAAUAUUUGGUAUGGUCCUAUUUACAACUGUCCCGGUCAAACAUAUUUUGAUGUUUCUAAAAAUGGUUGUGUUGCAAAUCAGCCGAGUACAUGUGGUGGUACUGUUAGUCAUCUCUCAUUUCGGAAUAUUUUAUUGGAGUGAUUUGCAAUAAUAAAUAAUAGAUAUGGAUAUUGAAUAUUAUGUACGAAUACAUUUUCAAUAUUAAAUUUUGUGGUUUUAGAAAGAAAUAAAACUAUCUUAAGUACGAGCAUUUUAAUAUAA
Calliphora vicina (urban bluebottle blowfly) is the source of this 2350-nucleotide messenger RNA. RefSeq lists its product as uncharacterized. Lineage: Eukaryota; Metazoa; Arthropoda; Insecta; Diptera; Calliphoridae. Gene Ontology annotation, cellular component: extracellular region. The transcript has 8 exons. Gene Ontology annotation, molecular function: chitin binding. The record is from RefSeq and is a predicted model, not a curated record. The coding region runs from base 59 to 2230 and encodes 723 amino acids.